GGGACAGGUAUUCUUAUCUUACUCGGAAAGGCCGAGGCGCUCCUCGGCAAAAUUCCAUCCUACUUGAGUGAGUAUGUUGUUGGUUUGCAGCAGGGCCUCUUUGGUGGCUAUCCAACCACCAAGGAUAUUGCCCCCAGCGCCCUUUUCUUGGCCAUUUUCAUCGUGUUCUUCUUUGCCCACUUGUUUGUGUUCAUUAAAAACUAUACGAGAGGCCACAAGUUUUGGAUAUCACUUGGUUUGGCGGGCUACGCCUUGAUGAGAUGGAUUGGGUUUGCCAUGAGAGUCCGCUGGUCCAAGAAUAUCACCUUGGUCAAGCUUGGGAUUGCCUCCGAGGUCUUUUUGAUCUUGCCAACCAUAUUGUUGAACACCCUCAACUUGAUUAUGGCCCAACGUAUCUUCACCUGGAGACACCCGGUCGGUGGUGCCUCCAAGCUUUUCUGGAACUUGAUGUUGACGGUCUACGCCCUCGUCAUUGCCAUUAUCCUCAUGACCAUUGUCGCCUCGGUGGUUCCGUACGUGUACUUGUUGUCCGCAAAGCAUUACGAGAUGUGCAGAAAUGUGGUCAAGGUCUCCGAUAUCUUUGUCCUCCUCUAUGCCUUGCUCUCCACUAGUCUUAUCGCGCUUGCGUACGUUUUCAAGCCAACCCAGAACGACAAAAACUGUGCCACCUACCAGCCAUGGUGGAUCAAAUCCUUCUCUCCGUUCUACUACGUCGAAAAGAACGCCGCCCAGGAGGCCGAGCAGUCGUUCCUCAAGAGACCUUCCAGCCAGCGCCAUGCCAUCCGUGUCAUUGCCUCCACCGAUUCUCACCUUGAAAACCACGUUGAAGGUGUUUCUACCGACAGGGGCAGCUUGAAGCACAACCACUCUAUCGUCCUCAUCACCAUCACCACCCUCAUCAUCUUCCUGGGUGCUAUCUUGCGUGCCAUCACCUCUUUCGAUGAAAAAACCGCUGCUGAGGGUACCAACAUCUACAAGCCAUUUGUGAUGUACAUCAUGUGGGGUGGGUUAGAGACCGUCGUUAACAUUCUCUACUUGAUUGGGAGAGUCGACUUGAGAUUCUACAGACCAGAUGUGUUGCCAAAGGAGGUCAGAGCCAUUGUGACUGCCAACCAGUCUCCCUACGAGUCUGAUUCCGAAGAA
This is a messenger RNA of Babjeviella inositovora NRRL Y-12698, 1143 nucleotides long. RefSeq lists its product as uncharacterized. The record is from RefSeq and is a predicted model, not a curated record. The transcript has a single exon. NCBI's taxonomy places the organism in Eukaryota, Fungi, Ascomycota, Pichiomycetes, Serinales. The annotation marks the transcript as partial.